Molecule: messenger RNA, 729 nt
Organism: Saccharomycopsis crataegensis
Lineage: Eukaryota; Fungi; Ascomycota; Saccharomycetes; Ascoideales; Saccharomycopsidaceae
Exons: 1
Coding region: 1-729 (242 amino acids)
Molecular function (GO): hydrolase activity
Source: RefSeq, a predicted model, not a curated record
AUGGCUCCUCAACAACUUAGCCCAUGCUGUAUUGCCACCAAUACCCACCAAGGUGAACCAGUUGGUACCAUCCAUGAAUCUAUUUAUGGGCUUCCAACUUAUGUCUCUGGUGACAAAUCUUCUGGAAAACUUCUCAUCAUUGCUGCUGAUAUUUAUGGUUAUAGCUAUAUCAACAAUAAAUUAAUUGCUGAUGCUUUUGCUGCUAAGGGAUACUAUGUAUUGUUGCCAGACUUGUUAAAAAACGACUUUGCCAUCCCGGGCAAGCCAGAACUUUUACCAGCCUGGUUGCAAAAGCACCCAGUCUCAGAUGUCUCUAAAAUGUACAUUGACUUUGUCCAGAAGGCAAAGGAAGACCUCAAACCUUCUUUCACUGCCGGUACUGGCUAUUGCUUCGGUGCUAAAUUUGUUGUGGAAAACUUAACCAAGGAUGGUUUACUUGAAGCCGGUGCCGUUGCUCACCCAAGUUUUGUCACCCCUGAAGAUGUUGAUGCCAUUGCCAAGCCAAUCUUGAUUAGUGCCGCCCAAGAUGAUGUCAUGUUCCCAGCUGUAGCCAGACACAAAGCUGAAGAAAUUUUAAUAAAGAACCAACAAAGAUUCCAAAUUGAUUUGUUCAGCGGAGUUUCCCACGGGUUUGCAGUUAGAGGAGACUUAAAGAACCCCGUUGUCAAGUAUGCCUAUGACAAGGCCCUUAGUGACCAAUUGGUCUUCUUUGGUCAAUUUUCCAAAUAA